AUGACCAGCGGAGAAACAAUAUAUCUGGAGAGAGAACGCCGUCUUUCCGAUCGAAAGGGAGUCCAUCAUCACAUGCUAUGUGGGAGACUCAAGGCGGAUCUUGUGAAUCAUGCAAGAGGAAGAAGUGCAAAACCUAUUUGUGGACAGUGUGCUUCCUCACCACAACUUUGCAAAUACGCCGAGAAUAAUAAGAGGGGGAUACCAGGAGGCUAUCUCGGUGCUUUGGAGAAUCGGCUGAAUGAAACCGAGAUAGCGCUCUACAACGCUCUGUGCGAGCUUCGAAAACUCAAAUUAGAGAGUGCGUUUACCGACCAUCCCGACUUGUCUGAACCUCUGCAAUCUCGCCAGGCAGAUGGAAACAAGUAUUCUCGGAUGAACGAGUGGGUUCGGUAUCCUCUGAAAAGGUCGGACGAACUUGAAAUUUGGUGGAAUUCGGUGGACAAAAACAAAGUACUUGAAGAUCUGAGGGAAGAGCAACCUGAUCUAAAUAUGCUCUUUCGCAAUGAAGAACCUUUGGACCUUCCCAAUGCUGGAAAACAAUACCAACAGCAAGAACGGCUAUUAUCCGAAACUCCUCAUUGCCACCAAUCUCCAGUUGCAAUUUCUUUUGGCUUGGUAGGUCAACAUACAGUUCAUGAUGUUCAGGAAAAUUUCCGGCCUGAAAUAACAGCUCCAGGAGAAAUAACAAGCGACCGGGGGGUACCUUCAUCGCACAAUACGAGGAUACAGCCUCUGGGAUAUCCAGAUACUACAAAUGAUUUAAGUUCAAUUCAAGGCCAAGUCGGGAACUGGACCAGUGAUUCAGUAGGAGGUGGCUUGAACCCGGAGGGUGCGACAGUGGCUGGCGCUGAAACGAAUCGUUCAAAAGAACUGUCUUCAAGGAUGAGAUAUAAGUAUUAUUGA
Hyaloscypha bicolor E is the source of this 903-nucleotide messenger RNA. RefSeq lists its product as uncharacterized. The transcript has 5 exons. The coding region runs from base 1 to 903 and encodes 300 amino acids. Gene Ontology annotation, biological process: regulation of DNA-templated transcription. Gene Ontology annotation, molecular function: zinc ion binding; DNA-binding transcription factor activity, RNA polymerase II-specific. NCBI's taxonomy places the organism in Eukaryota, Fungi, Ascomycota, Leotiomycetes, Helotiales, Hyaloscyphaceae. The record is from RefSeq and is a predicted model, not a curated record.